AUGCCCGAUGUUUCUUUCAACACCUCCAGAGGGUGUGACUCCACCGCCUCCCUGAGCAGCCACUUCCACAGUCCGACGGCAGGGCUACGACGGCGAAGGCGGCGGGAGGACGUGAGGGGGGAGUGCGGGAGGACCUCAACGGAUCUGCUGCAGCAGAGCAGGGAGAAGAGAGCCACAGGGUCAGAGUCCACAGGGACAGAGUCCCUGUCCCCAGUUCAGUAUGUUCUAACUGCCCUGACAUACCACUUCAAGAAGGUGCCAAAAAUGUCCCUGUUGUCCRCCAAAAAUCAACUCAGCAGUUAUAGAAUCUUCCAGGAGAUGGAGGAAAGCCAGCAGCUGUACUCUCUCUGCAAGAAGCAGCAUUUCUGUGACUGCACCAUCUUCAUUGGGAACAUGUGUUUUGGAGCACACAAGGUGGUUUUGGCUGUGGCCAGCCUGCUGUUUAAAUCCCUGUUGGAUAGCACAGACACCAUCUCCAUCAAUGCUUCUGUGGUGUCAUCUGAGGAGUUUGCACUCUUACUUCAGAUGAUGUAUAGUGGUAAACUCCCACUGGGGAAACACAAUUUUACCGAAGUUAUCUCUGWGGCAGAUAGUCUUCAGAUGUUUAAUGUGGCUGUUAGUUGCAAAAACCUCCUCAGGGAUCUCAUAAACUGUUCUGUUCAGGACCAGCUAGUGARAGGAGUCUCCAGCGAGGAAGCAGAUUCAUCUGGAAACCAAGCUGAAGCUAAUUACCUGCCCUGGCCUGGAAAACCUGAUGAAGGAAAAGCAUUUAUCAUCCUCACUCAAAGAGUUCCUCCUUUGCCUGGCCCUGUAGAAGCAGAAAUGGAAGCUGGUGUUUCUCCUCCUGGCCAGGAGCUUACUGUGAAUUGUACCUGGGUUCACCAGGAUGUGAUGUUGAGUGACUCCAGGUCCCUCCAGGAGGAUUGAGGCUCUGGCUCUGACCAACCUGGGCAUGCUGAUGGCUGUAUGGAAGAGGAACUUGCUGAGGCUCCAGAGGGGAAAGGGUGAUUGAGGGAUUUAGCAGCAGAGAGCAAAAGCUGUAAACUGGAUUUCUUUGUUCAGUAUGAAAGUGUUUUCUCCAAGGCUCUUUCUGAUGCUCAGGCUGUGCUGAAAAGACUUGAAGAGKGCAGAGAAAUUGAUGCCUCUCAAAAGGAGGUAGGUAUGUUUAUUCCAGGCCUCAUGUCUUUUCCAAAUCUGUUUCAAAACACGARUCCUGAGCUGAGAGCAGCUUUCCUGGAGAGGGAACAAGACAGCAGAGAAGCCCCACAACAAUCAGAGAGCAUAGCCGAAGAAGAGACGCUGACCGCUGGCUUGCUGUGCUGCAGGGAGGAGCUGAUCCAGAGUGUGACACAGCUGAGUUUUGUUACAGAGUCCUUGGAGGCAUGAAGAGAGGGAUUCCUGACCGCCUCAGAGAAGUGGGUAGUUUUGGAUUGCUGUGAAGGCAGCUCUCAGGGGGAAGCCAUGGACAAUCUGCUCAGGAAGGUGGGUGUAGAGAAAAUCCUGAAAGUGAAAAGCUUGGUCAAACUUCUGGGGGCUGUGAAAGCAUCCUUCCCUGGAAUCCAGCUUCUGCUGGACAGCUUGGUGGCAACAGAAAACAUCUCUGGUAAUAAAGUCCUACUGGUCACCACCAAAACAGUAAUUGCUAUUUCCAUAGGUCUCUUGACUGAGGGAAGAGGGGAGAAACCCGGGAUCAGGAAGUGGAAAAUGAACAGCAAAUCCCAGCUUGAAGCUCUGGAUAAAGAUGAAGACAAGGCAGGAUGUGUCAGUGACAAAGAUGCAAAAGAAUCCCAAGACAAAGCUUCUUCCAAGGAGAGUUUUGCCUGCAAAGCCUGUGAUAAGGUCUCCCACUUCUACUGCCACCUGAAACAUGCACUGCACAUGAAACACUGUCAGGUGGUAGGAGGAAAACAGUUCCAGUGUAAAGAGUGCAGAGAGUUCAAAUCAACAAAGAAGGAGCUGGAGAAGCAUCAGCCAAAGGUCCAUGGGAUGGUGGGAAUGGCCAAGAAGAAGAAGAAGAAGAAGCAGCUCCCUCUGGCAUGUGACAUCUGUGGAAGAGAGUUUGCUCAUGCUUCAAGUAGGGCUGGUGGGAGCAGAGUUCUUUCCCUUUUGCCCUCGGCUGGCCCUGGCUGUCCCAGCCCAGUCUCAGGCAGUGCUUCUCCCACAGAUUCCCAGCUUUUCUGCUGUUUGUACUGCUCCAUGACCUUCUACUCUUUGGGGGCCCUGCAGAGCCCUGGCAUCAGCCAGCACUUCACACAGACACAGAGCACCUACUGURAGCUCUGUGGGGAGCUCUUCCUCCAGAGUGAGCUGCAGGGGCACUUCAGCACUGAAUAUCCCAAAGUGACCUUCUCCCAAGCCACCACAGCCCAUAUUGUGCAGGUGACUGUAAUGUCAGAGCAAGGAGCAGCAGAGCCUUUCAUCUCUUUUGAUGAUGCCAAACUUGAGAAGAUGCCUGAAUCCCAAGUGAGACAAACUGGCUCUUAGCUGGUGGUUGUGACUAUGGAGGACUUGUUUGGUGAACUCGCUCUGAUUUGUGAAGAAACCGCGUGAGGGACAAUGGGAGGUGCCUGUGCCUGGCMCCUGCUAUCCACUAGGCUUGUUCAGCAGCUCAGUGUGCUGCUCCACCUGGGAGAUUUGGGGUUUCUUUGGGAAAGCACUCCCACACAUGCAGCAAACACAGCAUGACCAGGGACAGGAGAGGUUAAUAGAUAUUCACUGCUUGGGAAGUCUCUGCAGUUUGCCAGUUCUGGUGAGCACUCAUCUMCCCAACACAUGAGAAAUAAAACAGCAAAGGAAAAGAUGGGAAUCAGGAGGGAUCCUCUGCUGCUGUCAACAGAGGGGAGAGGACUUGAGCAGGACAAAGAUGGGUCUUACAGAUAAAGGAAACCAAAAAAAGCUCUCCUGAGAAUUUAGGAUGGAGAUUUUUAUGGCUGAAUCAGUGAUGUUCUCACAAGUAUCUUGUGCAAGGUGUGAGGGCUGCUUUGUUCCU
Malurus melanocephalus (red-backed fairy wren) is the source of this 2989-nucleotide messenger RNA. RefSeq names its product zinc finger and BTB domain containing 40 (gene ZBTB40). The record is from RefSeq and is a predicted model, not a curated record. Gene Ontology annotation, biological process: regulation of transcription by RNA polymerase II. Gene Ontology annotation, cellular component: nucleus. NCBI's taxonomy places the organism in Eukaryota, Metazoa, Chordata, Aves, Passeriformes, Maluridae. Gene Ontology annotation, molecular function: protein binding; DNA-binding transcription factor activity, RNA polymerase II-specific; RNA polymerase II cis-regulatory region sequence-specific DNA binding.